Molecule: messenger RNA, 456 nt
Organism: Gastrolobium bilobum
Lineage: Eukaryota; Viridiplantae; Streptophyta; Magnoliopsida; Fabales; Fabaceae
Exons: 1
Coding region: 1-456 (151 amino acids)
Source: RefSeq, a predicted model, not a curated record
AUGGUUGAGAGUGGAGAAGCUAUGCUCCAGACUCUUGAUGGCAUGUUUGCUACGUCUAGCAGCUCUGCUAGGCAGAUUGCGCUGAAUGCUGUCACUAAGACAGUAAUGCCUGGAGGAAUUGUGCAGGAUCAUUGUUUGUCAAUGAUUGCAAACUUCAAGAAGGCUGAGGAUCAUAGGGUUACGUUUGAACAAGAAGUGAAAAUUGACCUUCUCUUACAAUCACUCCCUGAUUACUUCAAUCAGUUCAAGAUGAACUAUAAUAUGAACAUGUUGAAUCUUGAUCUCAAGUUGAUGCACGAGCUUGAGAGUGCUGAACAGUCUCUGGUCAAGCAGGGUAGUGCAUUUUUUGUUGGUGAGAGUUUUGGAAAACCUAAGGGGAAACCCAAGGGUAAGAAAAAGAACAAGAAAAAGAAGAAAUCAAGGAUUCCAGUAGCCAGGCCUGUUGCAGUGAAGUAG